Macrosteles quadrilineatus (aster leafhopper) is the source of this 1508-nucleotide messenger RNA. RefSeq names its product proton-coupled amino acid transporter-like protein pathetic. The transcript has 10 exons. Gene Ontology annotation, cellular component: vacuolar membrane. NCBI's taxonomy places the organism in Eukaryota, Metazoa, Arthropoda, Insecta, Hemiptera, Cicadellidae. Gene Ontology annotation, biological process: amino acid transmembrane transport. The coding region runs from base 116 to 1507 and encodes 463 amino acids. The record is from RefSeq and is a predicted model, not a curated record. Gene Ontology annotation, molecular function: amino acid transmembrane transporter activity.
GGUACCUCAGUGUCAGUUGAUAGUCAGUACGGUGCUGAUCAGUACACAUGAGGUAGUGUCAGCUUAAAGGCAUCAUUGCUGAGAAUUUAAAUGAAGAGUGCUCCAAGACUACGAAAUGCCUAAGUCGUUCUCCCCCUCCUCGCCCCCGCCUUACGACCUACACAACUUCGACAAGACAGCGAGCACAAUACAUCUCACAACAAAUGAAACCACGCAAAGCAAAGAUAAACUUAGGGAGAAGAAUGCCGAAAGAGAAGGAUCUCUAAGAACAUCGGACUUUGGCGCGUUGCUGCACGUCGUCAAGAGCAGUCUUGGCUCUGGAUUCCUGGCGAUGCCUUCUGCCUUCCACAACAUUGGCCUCUUGAUGGGGUUCACAGGCACAGUUCUGGUGGCCCUAGUGUGUACUCAUUGUACCUACAUUGUGGUGAAAUGUUCCCAAGAGCUGUGUUAUCAACAAGGCAAGCUCGCGAUGAGCUACACAGAAACAGUGGAGGCGGCGUUCACAAUUGGAGCGAAAGGUCGUUUUCAAAAAUGGAGCAAACUCAUGACGUAUGUGUCAAAUUUCUUCUUAUUCAUCACCUACUAUGGGGUGAACACUGUGUAUGUGAUCCUCAUCGCAUCUUCGUUCAAACAGGUGCUGGAAAACCACCUGGACUACACGAUGAACAUCAGGUGGUACGCGCUGAUCCUGCUGGUCCUGCUGCUGCCCAUCGGUAUCGUCAGACACAUCAAGUUCCUCGUGCCGUUCAGCGCGCUGGCCAACCUGUUUCUGCUGAUCGGCUGCACACUGACGCUCUACUUUUGUUUCAUCGACAUGCCGCCGCUGUCGUCGCGGCCUCUGGUCGUUGAAGUAACGAGGUGGCCUCUCUUCUUCUCUACAGCUCUGUUCGGAAUGGAAGGCAUUGGAACUGUUAUGCCGAUAGAGAAUGCAAUGCGAUACCCGUCUCAUUUCCUCGGGUGUCCUGGGGUGCUCAACUUGGGUAUGAGCGUCGUCGCCACGGUGUUCCUAGUCAUGGGUGCCAUAGGUUAUAUCAAGUACGGAGACCUCGUCCAGGGAAGCAUCACACUAAACCUGCCACAAGAUCCACUAUCUGAGGCGGUGAAGAUCUUAGUCGCGCUGGCCAUUCUCUUGACCUACCCUCUACAGCUGACUGCUUCUAUGGAAGUGGUCUGGCAGCGAGCAUCCAAGUGCUUUUCUGAGAAGAAGCAGGAUCAAGGCUACUACAUUGUACGAUCUCUUAUGAUCAUCGGAACAGUGGCUAUUGCCAUUGCCGUGCCUAACCUGAGUCCAGUGUUGUCCCUGGUCGGCGCCAUCGGCUUCUCCGGCCUCGGCCUCCUCCUGCCCACGAUCACAGAGCUGGUCACCUACUGGGACGUCAUCUCCAAACCCUUCGGACUGACCAUCAUCAAGGACGCCGUCAUCAUCCUCAUUUGGGCAUUUGCCACAAUCUUCGGCACCAUCACUAGUGUACAGGAGAUAAUUGUAGAAUAUAACAUUUCUAAGUAGU